UCAAAGAUGGCGAACGAUUCGUGCAUGUCGAAGAUGAAAUGAAUACCAAGGCAAUAAUUCGCGAUCGGCCUUGAAGAAAAUUUUAUAAACACUCUAAAACUAUCCAAAUGCUUAUAAACGACGCUAGAAAUUAAUUUUCUGGAGUACUAAUACGAGACGACCUAGCAUAUUCAACGGAAGAAUUCCUGUACUCCGAUCCUGUUAUUUUUGAGAAAAAAACUCGUUCUUUAAAUACAUCAUGGAUCCGAGUGAAAUAGAAUUUCUGGCAGAAAAACAGCCCGUCACUAUCCUACCGAACUUCUCAGAGAAGAAAAUGUAUUUAAUAGGGGGUGAUGUCGGUCCAUUCAAGCCGUCUUUGCCUGUAAAAGUACCUCUUUGGAUCGCAUUAAAUCUUAAACAAAGAAAAAAAUGCAGGAUUCAAGCACCAGACUGGAUGGAUGUGGAGAGGCUAAAAGAGCUCAAAGAAGAAGAAACCAAAGCAGAAUACUUUACAAAGAUGCCUUCAAAACACUAUAUGGAAGUUGCAACUCUCCUUCUCAACAGUGCUGUGGACGACAUUCCCCAUGCUGAUGAUGUGCGCACAAUUAUCAAAGACAUAUGGGAUGUGAGAAUAGCAAAGCUGAGAAAAUCCAUUGAUAUGAUGAUCAAUCAACAGGCUGUCCAUGCCAGGCUGGAUGACUUAUCAUUGAUGGAGAUCAACACAGUACGGUUACUCUUGACCAAAGCACUGGAUCACCUGCAUGACCUAAGGUGCCAUGCAACAGAGAAUCCUCCCUUGACGUGAUAAAUUUCAUUAGUGUCUCAUUAUAAUAUAGUCUUAAAGGAGUUAAAUAGUAUUGUCCUCUUGUAGCUAAACGCUGCAGGAAAAAGGUGUCUUGUGGGACAUAGCCUUGGUUUAUUAAAUUUGUGAAUGUGCCAAGCCUAACUCCUUCACAGUUGAAGAUUCUUGUGUACUGUGUGUGUGUUUGUAGUGCUAUAAUAUAUACAGCCUGGUGAACAGAUCUCAAGAUAUCAGUAGUUAGAAUGUUUAUUUUGCUCGUGAAAAAAUAGUCAACAUAAUACAUAGUAGUAGACACUAAUCCAUUGCUUUCUUUUGUUUUUCUUUGAAUAGAAAAUGUGCAUGCCUGAGGUGUGCAGUUAUAAAGCACACAGGGGUUGGUAGAACACAAGAGAAGUGUUAGGAGAAGCAUGGCAUGUAGCAGAGUGCUUCUCAACACUUCUCCGGUGUUCUGCCACUCCCCAAGUGCUUUACAACUCCACACAGCACAGCAGCCAAGCUCAUUUCUAUCAUAAAUACAAAUUACAACCAUUAUUUUGGAUAGAAAUGACGCAAUUGUAUGUGCRUACAAGUGCCGUGUACUCUCUAAAGCAGAGCUCCCAAUUGCAACCAAUCAGAAUGCGAGAUUUAUCACAGUUAUCUUAAAAUGACUGUUAGUCACUAAUWAUARAACUUUGUUUCACAGGGCCAAGUAAUUAAAUCACUCUAGUUGUCGACUUCAAAUAAAUAGAUUUAGAAGUUGA
Actinia tenebrosa (Australian red waratah sea anemone) is the source of this 1521-nucleotide messenger RNA. RefSeq names its product DNA replication complex GINS protein PSF2. Gene Ontology annotation, biological process: double-strand break repair via break-induced replication; DNA replication. Gene Ontology annotation, cellular component: nucleus; GINS complex. The record is from RefSeq and is a predicted model, not a curated record. Lineage: Eukaryota; Metazoa; Cnidaria; Anthozoa; Actiniaria; Actiniidae.